GCCCUGCCUCACUUCUUAUACAGGGUGCAGUGUCCAAACCACAGGUUGACUCAUAGCGACUAGGGCGUGACCGGGCUAUAAAACUUCUGCUGCACUUUUUCACGACCUCUGAACAUUCCCACCUCUCCUCUGCCGACCACCUUCGCAGCACUGCACGUCUAAACGCACCGAAGCCACCAUGCCGUCAGAACUGGAGAAUGCCAUGGAGUCACUCAUCAAGGUGUUCCACCACUACGCCUCUAAGGAAGGCCGGAGCGGCACCCUCAGCCGCCGAGAGCUCAGAGAGUUGAUGGAGAACGAGCUGUCUAACUUCCUCAUUUCUCAGAAGGACCCUGCUGCUGUAGACAAAAUCAUGAAGGACCUGGACACCAACGGUGAUGGCCAGGUGGACUUUGAGGAGUUUGUUUCUCUGGUUGUUGGACUUUCCAUUGCCUGUGAGAAAUGUUAUCAGACGCACAUGAAGAUGCAGAAGAAGUAAACGACAACAGCGGAAGAGAGGAGAAGAAACGAGGAGAAAAAAGUAUUUCAAGUUUUGUAAAGAUAGUUUUGUUCAUUAAAUACACUAAAUAACUUCAAA
Messenger RNA from Cottoperca gobio, 577 nucleotides. It is a transcript of the gene s100a10a, whose product is annotated as S100 calcium binding protein A10a. The transcript is spliced from 3 exons. NCBI's taxonomy places the organism in Eukaryota, Metazoa, Chordata, Actinopteri, Perciformes, Bovichtidae. Gene Ontology annotation, molecular function: calcium ion binding; calcium-dependent protein binding. The coding region runs from base 179 to 478 and encodes 99 amino acids. The record is from RefSeq and is a predicted model, not a curated record. Gene Ontology annotation, cellular component: cytoplasm.